UGUGGAUGGAUUUUAUUAUUUUGUCUAUUUUUUGUAGUGAAAUAAUUAUGUUUGCUUUGUAAUAAUAUUUGUAAAUGCAUUACCAACCAAAGAUUCAGAUAUGGCGUAUAGAAUUUUAGCUUGGUUCAGCCUUAUAUCUGUUAUUACAAUUGCCUUAUUAGGGUUUGGUUUGUACUUAGUUUUACUUACAUUUUUAAUUUCUUUUAUCGCUGGGAUCCUCACAAUUUUACAUUUGAACUUUGACUCAAGAAAAAUAUUCUCUUCUGAUAUUGAUUGUUUAGAUGAUCCCUUGCAGCAAACAAACUUUUCUAUUCAGUCCCCUAAGAUCCUACAACUGUUUCAAAAUGAAACCCCGCUGCCGAAGUUUGACAGUAGAAUAACUGGAAGUGAAACUGUUGAUUCAUUUCUCAAUGAGAUUAUAUCCAUAAUAAUUAAUGACUAUGUCACACCUUGGUAUGAAAUGUUAACAGACGACCAAGAGUUCACUAAGCAUGCAAUCAAACGCAUUGUUGUUAUGACAAGUGCAAAUGUUACAAACCGAAUAAAAAUUGUAGACUGGAUCUAUCUCUUGUCUACUAAGUUUCCGGAAGAAUUAACAACACAUUUGAAGCUAUUCAAACAGUCUAGAGUGAGAUUGAAACAGUUACAAUUGUUGAGUGCCAAAGAAGUUGCCAACGGGUCAUCUAAGUAUAGUCCUAAGAAACAAGAUGAUAAGAGAUCACAUAGACGGAACAAGAGUGACACCGAUUUAUCUUGGGCUCCAGAUUCGCAAACAUCUGGAAAGACUAAAUUGUAUGGCAGUUCUGAAAAUAUUAGUAGCAAUAAUUUAAAAGAUAUAUUUUUUGAUUUGGAAUGUGCAAUGGAGAAUAAGAAAAUAUGCAGAGAUACAUUUUGUAUGGAUGCAGAGAAAGAAUAUGCAUUGUUAUGUGAAAUAUCAGAGGCUAUUUUAUAUUUAGUGGCACCGGAAGAAACAUGGAAAUGUCAUGCAUUAAAAUUGAUUAUUAUAGAGCUUCUGUCGGCGAUUGUUUUAAAGCCUAUUAUAAAUAUGUUAAGUGACCCAGAUAAUAUUAAUAGAGCUAUUAUAAGAACAUGUUGUCGCGACUCAUGUCUGUCGUCUGAGCUAUUUCUAUUAGUGAUUAGGACUUGUGCAGAUGCAGAGGAACUAGAUGCCACAUUGGAACUUGUACAUAAGGAUAUACAGAAACUUCAUUCAAAAGACAGCGCCGGCGAAUGGGAACUACAAGAUAGGCAGAAAUUAUCUUCACUACAAUACCUCGUUAGAAUUAUACAGGCAAAGCGGGCUACACUAGGACCACAAGAGGGUUCUACAAAUACGCCAAGGGAAAAAGUAUCAGACGAAGUGAUGAGAUCGUUAAAGUUUUUGCGAGCGACCGCCGCGUGGAGAUCUAACGCUCAAUAUUUACUGGAAAUUGAAAUGAACGAAGCCGACGUACCGCACACAUCCAAAGCGGUCAUUGACAACCUUCGUUCCUCUGCACUAGAACUAUGUGAUAUGUACUUAGCACCAAACAGACUGCAAGUGAUGGGCGUACCAGAUAAUUGUCACGCGGAAAUGGUUAGGAAAAUCACCACUGAGGGUGAAGAAUUCACAAACAACCCUCUCUCGUGCUUCGACGAUGUGCAAAAGUGCGUGUGCAACGCUUUGGAGGACGACCCUACCUGGCAAGCUGAUUUUAUGUUAGACCCCGAACAAGACGGUUCCGAAAGAAAUAGUAGUGAGUUCAAAAAAGACCCAAAAGUCGAUGGCAAGAAAUACGGAGGUGAUGUGGUAUUGCCCGUACCUGGCACGAGGCAUAACAGAUCGCGGUCAGACAUUGUAGGCAAUUUUGCUCAGAAAAUGCUCAGCGAGAGCGUAGGAUCGUCAAAUCUGUCCGUAGCAAAUUCAAACAAUUUGUCUCUUUCCCACACUGAGAUUAGUGGAAGAGCGAAAAACUAUCUGUCUCCCUUAUCGGCGUAUAUUAUAGAAACAGCGUUAGUUCAAGAUAAGGGCAAGUCGUUUGGAAUCUACGCGAUAGCAGUGACGAGAGCAUCGGAUAACGAAGUUUGGCAUAUUUAUAGGCGGUACAGUGAUUUCUAUGAACUACAUUCGGCUAUCAAAGAUAAGUGGCCCGAACUAGCAAGUCUCCCUUUUCCCGCCAAGAAGACAUUUCAGAACACGUCCCGAUCCGUACUAGAGAACCGCAAACGAAUGCUCAAUAGUUACUUGCAAAGUUUAACCAGUAUUUCUCGAGAUGCAAGAUACAUGGCUUUAUUGUCUUCGGACUAUCUGGGAGGGUUCCUGAGUCCAGAGAUACAGACGGAAAGACAUGGGAACACGAUUGACGCCCUAUUGGUGAAUUCUAUAAAGGCUGGUAUGAGGACACUCAAGAGCAUGCCCGAUCAGUUUGCUAAUACUGUCGAUGGUGUUAUGGACGGUAUAUCAAAAGUGUUUCAAGGCAAGAGCGGCGAGAAUUAUUGUGACGCUAUCAAACGGGAUACAAAUUCUGAAGGACAAGACGAUGGAGAUGAAAGCGUACCAUUGAAAUUAUUAGAAGAAGUUUUGGGGAUCCGAGGGUUAUGGUUGAGGAGAAGAUUAUUAGCGCCCGUCAGGACUUUAAUAGCGGAUCGAGUUAAUAGGAAAGUACUAGAGUUAGUAUCGUCGUUGACGUCGCCACGCAAUGUUGUCCAGUACUUGAAAUCGUUUAAGCAAUGGCUGACAAGUCGUAACAACGGUAACACAUCUAGCAGAGAUGCAGCGACGCGAGCGCGCACGAGAGUCGCGGCUAAAGUUGCACUUUUAGCGGCUGCUUCAGAUGAUCUCAGACACAUAGUGGGUACGGAUGCAGCGAGGCGUGGUCUCCUCACAGUAUUCGAUUUAUUCCAAACACAAGAGAUUAAUAGGCGGCUUAUGUUUGUUUUACUUGAAGUUUCGCUGUGCAACUUGUUCCCCGACAACAAUAUCCCAGAAUUAUUUAAAAGGUUAUAUUCUAAUUCACCAAGAGUCUCCUUACCGAAGAAAUCUUUAUAAAACCAAAUUAUUUCUUAUUGCAUGAAAAAUGUAUGCAACUUAAUACAGUAGGCUCUACUCUUUCAUUCGUUGGUAUUAUGUGAUUGUAGUUAUGAUUUGUCUCGUUCACACUUAUGUAAAACAUCAUAAGAGCGAAAGGGACAAAACAGGUUUAUAUAUCGUUGUUUCAAUCAAUCAAUCUAUUGAAAAUAUCCGCAAUAUUGAAUUCGAAUAAUUACGAUUUUUGACCAAAAGUUGUGAGAUUUUUCAUAUAUUUUGUGUCGUUAAUAUAUAAAUAGAAUAUAGAAAACAAUAUAAAGUUAAUUAUGGAAUAAUUCGCUUUUUUAAUAUUUAUAGCAUAGAUAGUAAAAUAUACACUUAAUUUAUGAGUCAUUAGACUAAGUUGGACUCGAAUGUUUAUUAAGUCCUUAUAGCAAUAACAUUGUGACUUAUUUUUGGGAAUAUAUUUGUUGUAUUAAGGUCUCUUUAAUUUAUUUGAAAGAACAAGAGGAAAAUUUUGUAGAAUUACUUUCACAUUUAGCGUAGAUUAUAUUGGUUGUAAUUCAUUAUUGAGUAAGUUUUCACUUAUUGAAGUGAAACUUCUUUAUCGGGGUUGGAAAAAAAUUUAAUGUAACAUUUUUUCGUUACGCGUGACAUUUUUCCGUUACGCGCCAUCUUUUUCUUAUCCCUACCACGCGUGAUUCGAAGUAUUACUUUAAAGUUGCACAUAGUAAAUUAUUUUUUGAUAAAUAAGGUCAUAAAGAAGUUUCACUUCUUACGUGUGUACACUAGUACACGCACACAUUUUUUUCGUAUAUUUGCACGUAUCCUAUAUUUUUUAGGAUUUUUUAUUAAUCGCUGCAGAAAGCUUAUAUCGAUUAAUAUGGGUAAAGUUAUUGGGAGAUAAUUUAAAGAGUUUGAAAGGAUCAAGUACUUC
Colias croceus (clouded yellow) is the source of this 3944-nucleotide messenger RNA. Its product is annotated as sorting nexin-13-like. The record is from RefSeq and is a predicted model, not a curated record. NCBI's taxonomy places the organism in Eukaryota, Metazoa, Arthropoda, Insecta, Lepidoptera, Pieridae. Gene Ontology annotation, cellular component: early endosome. Gene Ontology annotation, molecular function: phosphatidylinositol binding. The coding region runs from base 101 to 3028 and encodes 975 amino acids. The transcript is spliced from 23 exons.